Molecule: messenger RNA, 559 nt
Organism: Acyrthosiphon pisum (pea aphid)
Lineage: Eukaryota; Metazoa; Arthropoda; Insecta; Hemiptera; Aphididae
Gene: ATPsynCF6
Product: ATP synthase, coupling factor 6
Exons: 2
Coding region: 96-404 (102 amino acids)
Biological process (GO): proton motive force-driven ATP synthesis
Cellular component (GO): proton-transporting ATP synthase complex
Molecular function (GO): proton transmembrane transporter activity
Source: RefSeq, marked provisional
UUUUCAACAAAUUUUCACACAUUUUGGGAGUUAGAACAUUUAUCAGACCAGUUCUUUGCUUGCUCCACGAGUUAUAACUUAGCACAGGAUUAAACAUGUUGUCAUUUAAUUUAUUACAAAAAUUGAAUGUCACUGGAUCGGCUGGUCGAUUUGUUCGUCGUAAUAUAUCGGCUACAUCGGUGUUGAUGACCAACGUUUCAGAUCCAAUCCAAAAACUGUUCUUGGAUAAAAUCCGCGAGUACAAAGGAAAAUUUGAUUCUAAGACGUUUGACCCUUCAAUCGAUAAAGGUUACAAGAAUGAUUUAGAAAAGAUCGGCAGACAAUACAACAUUGGCCCAAAUGAAGAUCCUACCAAAUUCCCAACAAUUAAAUUUGAUGAACCCAAAGUCGACCCACAAGUUUGAAGAUAAUACAUUUUGUGUUUUUAUAUUAAUAUAUAUAAGUAGUGAUGUAAUUAUGCAAAAAUAGGAUUAAGAGAUGGUGAAGUCAUUAAUAAACAUUGAUUUAUAAAGUUCAUUAUUGUUUAAUAAUUCAAUAUAGUAUACACAUUUUACAGUUA